Schistocerca americana (American grasshopper) is the source of this 1296-nucleotide messenger RNA. RefSeq lists its product as uncharacterized. The record is from RefSeq and is a predicted model, not a curated record. Lineage: Eukaryota; Metazoa; Arthropoda; Insecta; Orthoptera; Acrididae. The transcript has 2 exons. The coding region runs from base 35 to 1087 and encodes 350 amino acids.
GGUCCGGGCGUGUGCGAGGUGCUGCGGGUGGGACAUGGCGCCGAAACGUCGGGCCGUAGCACUGCUGCACGUGGCGUACCUGCUGGCGGCGGCGCGGCUUGCGGCCUGCUCCGACACGGUGCUCCUGCGCCCGCGCGGCUGGCCCCAGGUCGAGUGCGAGCUGUCCUCGCAGCACGCCGCGCACGGCGACGACAGCCGCGCCGACUUCUGGAUGCGCGGCUGGCUGUCCCGGCAGUUCUACCGCUGCCGCCUGGACGCCACCGACGACGUUCGCGCCGGGCUGUUCGCGGCCAGCCAAGGCGGCCUCCUGCCGCUCACCGCCAGGUGGACCAUCAACCUCAACAAGUUCCGCAGAUCCCACUGGCCCGACAACUACCGGCUGAUGAGCGCGACCAGGACGCCUCAGUUCGACUGCCUCGCCGGCGAGACCCCCCUGCCGGGGUCCGUGUUCCCGCUCACAGCCCGACGCCCCGGCACCCAGUGGCAGAAGUGCUUCCCCGUGCCCGACAAGCACCACGGCGACCGCUUCGUCACCAGCGACGGCCUCGUCACCAUAUCGUUCCAUGGCGGCGCGCCGACCGUCGUGUGUGGAGUCUCCCGUGAGGAGCAGCCCACGUCGCUGCCGCUGCGCACCAUACUGCCCCUCCCGUAUUCGUGCUUCUUCGCCACGUACCUCGACUUCCCGUCUCUCUCCGACCCUCCGGCGAGCGACGUGUUCCAGAAACUGGUCGCGGACAAGUGGGUUUGUCCGUUCUCCGGCACUUUCCCACCGUUUCAGUGCUGGCCGGCGACGGACGACCCGAGCAGGCCGUUCGAUUUCGACGUGCUCUUCGACGGCAAACACGCACACAGGUGUCUUUUCCAGACACUUUGCGGCGAAGGACCAGUCUCUACUGUAGCCUCGAUAUCGGACUAUUCCAGUGGGGAUGUGGAAGUCACUACAAAUGGCAGCUUUCCUUCCACAUUACACACCAAUCUGGAUUCUCUCCUCGUAUCUAAACUGAACUUCAGAUUCACUGGUGCAGACGGAAUGCCAGACGAGGUAACCACGUCGUCCUUCUCUGAAAACGACACAACGGUUUUUUAAAUACCACUCUUUUAAAUUCCUGGGCAGCUACCAGUUACAGGACUGACACAAUGUUGGGCACACACAAUAAUAAGAUUGUUCAGAUCACUUACGGGGGGGGGUAGGACGUCAUACGGGCUGACUUGGAGCAGGAGAGGCACCACAGGACAUUUUAUUUUCUACUAUCUAUACUUUUACAAAUAAAUUCAUAACACUUUGUCAGCAUGACC